This is a messenger RNA of Heterocephalus glaber (naked mole-rat), 1606 nucleotides long. RefSeq names its product fibroblast growth factor 17 (gene Fgf17). Gene Ontology annotation, molecular function: growth factor activity. Lineage: Eukaryota; Metazoa; Chordata; Mammalia; Rodentia; Bathyergidae. The record is from RefSeq and is a predicted model, not a curated record.
GAGAGAGGAGCCUGGGAGAGAGACCUGCUCCUCUGAGGCCCGGGCACCCCAGACUCGAGGCAGGGCAGGACUGUAAAGAAACGCUUACAGGGGCUUACGGAACCCUGAGGAUAAGGACCUAAGAGACCCUAAAGUGUUCUCCAGUGACCCUCACUCAGAGAGCCUGGCAGACCAUCUGUUGUGUGUGUAUGAGCCAGGGCUGAGGUCUUUCAAGGCCAGGAAGAGGAUCAAGGAGAAAUCCGUGGUCCUAGCUAAGGGCACCUUGCAAGACCCAAGAGGUGGGGAAAGGGGCUCUGUCCCUGGUGAGCUGUGUCCCUCCCUAGAGCAUAGGGAUGGGACCCAACAACCCUGAAGAUCCCUUCCAGUUGCCAGAGUUAUUAUUCCAGGUCUCACUGCGUCCCCAAGACAGGGGCAGCCAACUGGCCUGCCCCAGAGUGGACCCAGCAGCCUGGAAGGGUCGUGGCCAGACGCCACCUUCCCCGAGCACCUUCUGCUCUUCAGGACCCAGGGCCUGCGCCCGCUGUGCUCACCUCCGCACCCCCCACCCCGACCAGCCACGGUGUCACCCAAAGCAAAUUGACACUAUUUUUCCCUUGGUAACCGCAAAGGGGGAGAAUCACCCGUCUCCUAAUUUUAACCAGUACGUGAGGGACCAGGGCGCCGUGACCGAUCAGCUGAGCAGGCGGCAGAUCCGCGAGUACCAGCUCUACAGCCGGACCAGUGGCAAGCACGUGCAGGUCACCGGGCGUCGCAUCUCUGCCACUGCCGAGGACGGCAACAAGUUUGCCAAGCUCAUAGUGGAGACAGACACAUUCGGCAGCCGGGUGCGCAUCAAGGGGGCAGAGAGUGAGAAGUACAUCUGCAUGAACAAGAAGGGCAAGCUCAUCGGGAAGCCCAGUGGGAAGAGCAAGGACUGUGUGUUCACUGAGAUCGUGCUGGAGAACAACUACACGGCCUUCCAGAAUGCCCGGCACGAGGGCUGGUUCAUGGCCUUCACACGGCAGGGGCGGCCCCGCCAGGCCUCCCGCAGCCGCCAGAACCAGCGGGAAGCCCACUUCAUCAAGCGCCUCUACCAGGGCCAGCUGCCCUUCCCCAACCACGCUGAGAGGCAGAAGCAAUUCGAGUUUGUGGGCUCAGUCCCCACCGGCAGGACCAAGCGUACUCGGGGGCCCCAGCCCCUCACGUAGUGGCUGGCAGGGAGGCCGGGCCUCUGCUGCCUUCCCAUCCCUUCCCUUCCUGAUCCAAAGACUGGGCCCAGGCGGAGGGAGGGGAGCCAGACACCCCCCAAGGACCCUGAGGACAGAAGCACCAGAGCCCCAGCUGGUAAGGGACAGGACUGCCACACCCUGGGCUGGCACUACACACUGGAAUAGGCCCUUUCCUGCCGGCCCGGGCCAGCCUGGGGACAGGAGCCAGUGUUAACCUGAUCUCAAGCACCAGCCUCCCUCCCAGCCGGCUGGACUAAAGAGCCAGACGGUCAGCAGCUUCCAGGCCUCACAGACACCAUCUGCAGCUGGCUGUCCCCAAAUCCUGAUCCCCCAAUCUUCCUCAGUCUGUCCCCAGCCCCCAAACUACUUCCGGCCAGAUGCAUACUAGGAAGGGACUU